Molecule: messenger RNA, 1877 nt
Organism: Coregonus clupeaformis (lake whitefish)
Lineage: Eukaryota; Metazoa; Chordata; Actinopteri; Salmoniformes; Salmonidae
Product: splicing factor U2AF 65 kDa subunit-like
Exons: 12
Coding region: 95-1516 (473 amino acids)
Biological process (GO): mRNA processing
Cellular component (GO): U2AF complex; nuclear speck; U2-type prespliceosome
Molecular function (GO): poly-pyrimidine tract binding; pre-mRNA 3'-splice site binding
Source: RefSeq, a predicted model, not a curated record
CCCUGUGUCCAGUCUUGAUUCAAACAGAUGUGUUUAUUUGUAGCCUUGGUAGCUAAACUAACAAGAUAGAUAAGUCAUUAAAUCUAGGUCCAAAAUGUCGGAUUUUGAUGAAUUCGAGAGACUGUUGACUGAAAAUAAGAAAGAGCGGGACAAGGAGAAUCGGCACGGGCGGCGUACCUUGUCCCGCAGUCGCAGCCGAGAGAGGAAGAAGAGGAGCUGGGAAAGGAGGAAGAGCAGGGAUAGCCGCAGCGACAGCAAGGACCGUCAACACAGGCGCAGCACACAGACUCAAAAACAAUCCCAAGAGACUGUUGUGAGUCGCUCUCCAGCUCUGCACAGAGAGAAGAAGAAGAAAGUGAGGAAGUACUGGGAUGUCCCGGCACCGGGCUUUGAGCAUAUCACCCCCCUACAGUACAAGGCUAUGCAGGCUGCUGGCCAGAUCCCAGCCACGGCCCUGCUGCCCACCAUGAUAACUCCAGAGGGGCUGGCCUCCACCCACACUUCUGUACCCAUGGUGGGCAGCCAAAUGACCAGGCAGGCCAGGAGGCUCUACGUAGGCAACAUACCGUUCGGCAUCACAGAGGAGGCCAUGAUGGAUUUCUUCAAUGCCCAGAUGCGCCUCGGCGGUCUUACCCAGGCCACUGGCAACCCUGUUCUAGCUGUGCAGAUAAACCAGGACAAGAACUUUGCCUUCCUCGAGUUCCGCUCGGUGGACGAGACAACCCAGGCCAUGGCCUUUGACGGCAUCAUCUUCCAGGGUCAGAGCCUGAAGAUCAGACGGCCUCACGACUACCAGCCCCUUCCCGGCAUGAGUGAGAGCCCCAGUGUCUAUGUACCAGGAGUGGUUUCGACUGUUGUGCCAGACUCCGCCCACAAACUCUUCAUCGGUGGCUUGCCAAAUUAUCUCAAUGAUGAUCAGGUAAAAGAGCUAUUGACCUCCUUUGGCCCUCUGAAGGCCUUCAACCUGGUCAAAGACAGCGCCACGGGACUCUCCAAGGGCUACGCCUUCUGUGAAUAUGUGGACAUCAAUUUGAAUGACCAGGCCAUUGCAGGGUUGAAUGGGAUGCAGCUGGGGGACAAGAAGCUCCUGGUCCAGAGAGCCAGUGUUGGGGCCAAGAACGCAGCUCUGACGGGUAUGAACCAGACCCCAGUGACCCUCCAAGUGCCAGGCCUGAUGCCAACCUCCAUGGCCUCGCUGGGUGGCCUGCCCACUGAGGUGCUCUGCCUGAUGAACAUGGUGGCUGUGGAGGAGCUGCUGGAUGACGAGGAGUACGAGGAGAUCGUGGAAGACGUCCGCGGUGAGUGCAGCAAGUACGGCCAGGUGAAGAGCAUCGAGAUCCCCCGGCCUGUGGAUGGCCUGGAGGUCCCAGGCAUUGGGAAGAUCUUUGUGGAGUUCAUGACCCUGUUUGACUCCCAGAAGGCCAUGCAGGCGCUGACAGGCAGGAAGUUUGCCAACAGGAUGGUGAUGACCAAGUACUGUGACCCGGACGCCUACCACCGCCGGGACUUCUGGUAGACCUGAGAACCAGAAAAAGGGAGAAUAGCAGAGUUUCAUGUUAUUUAUGUAAUUAUAUGAAUAUUUAUGAGCAUCACAACACUCCUAACUUUUUGCACUUUUUUAAAGAGGAGGCGUAGAAAGUUCAUUUAAGGCCACUUAUCACUGUAAAAUCAGCAGAAUUGGUUGAAGUAUUACUUUUCGCCUCAUCGCUUAUGAGUAUAUGAUUUUAUUCAAUGAAUCAAGUUCAAUCAUGAUUUUAACCAUUUUAUUUUGCCAUGCCUGAGCCAGAGGUACCAGGUGUUUUUUGUUACACUACAUGACCAAACAUAUGUGGACACCUGCUUGUCGAACAUCUCAUUCCAAAAUCAUGGGCAUUAAU